GUUAUUCGUCGUCGAUAACCCUGACUCAGUGAAACUGCCAUAACGCCGUCCUACCGGCUUUUUUAGACUGUGGAUUUUUGAUAAAUAUUUUCUAAAAUGUUGGCUGUCGGUACCAAAAUUGGGGCGUUCGCUCCCUUUAUAAGCGCUACCUCUCAAAACGUAGCAUCACAACUAAGGCCAGCCGUGGUUGUCGCUCCCAAUUUACUCCCAACUUUCAAGGUUCCAUCCGACACAGCGAAACUCACAAAUGAAGCGAUGAGCGCUCUCAGACCACGCAGCAGUCUGAAAGUUACAUCGGGUGUGCAGGGCCCCAGCUAUGUCAGAUAUGCCCACACAGACAUCCAAGUUCCUGACUUCUCAGAGUACCGCCACUCAGACACACAAGAUCCCAACAAACCGGCCAGCCAGAAAUCAGUGGAUCGUAAGGCCUACUCCUACAUGAUGGUCGGCGCUGGCAGCAUUGCCACGGCCUACGUAGCCAAAACCCUGGUGACGGAUUUCGUCAGCACCAUGAGUGCGUCUGCCGAUGUUCUGGCCAUGGCCAAGAUUGAGAUUAAACUGGCUGAGAUCCCAGAGGGAAAGAAUGUGACCUUCAAGUGGCGCGGCAAACCCCUCUUUGUUCGGCAUCGCACCCAGGCUGAGAUCGACGACGUGACAUCCGUCGAAUUGUCCUCUUUACGCCACCCUCAGCACGACAACGAGCGCGUCCAGGAUCCCGAGUGGCUCAUCCUCAUCGGUGUCUGCACACACCUGGGGUGCGUGCCCAUCGCCAACGCUGGCGAUUUCGGUGGGUACUACUGCCCCUGCCACGGCUCCCAUUACGACGCUUCAGGCAGAAUCAGGAAGGGGCCCGCACCCGAGAACCUAGAGGUCCCGGAGUACGUCUUCAACGGUGAUGAGCUUGUAGUUGGAUAACUAUGGGCUUUAUUCUAGGUCUGGACUGAUGUUAACUGCCACUGACAUGCCUUGUACAUUUUGUAAACAGUCAGCACAAACAACCUGUAAUCCAGUUUGGUGUUUUAACUGUGUGUGUGCACCUCUAGAUUUGAGUUUCUCUUUGGGAUAGACAAUAUGCCUUCUGCCUGCAGAAUCAUGGGGUUAUUAACAACCUUUAGAAUAAUACCUGACUCCUAGGGAAGUUCCAAAUUCUGCAAAUAUUGGACUGCACAGUGUUUGGCAGUAUUCAUGUUUUUAACUUAUAUGUAAAACAAAAUGUAUUUCCAUAUUGUGUUUGCUUGCACAAAACAUUGCACAUUGCAGAUUAGGUUGCCAUUGCCCCAUAGACUCGUGUGCAUUUGUCUGCUGUAUUUUGUAUAAAUCUUCAAAUCUUGAUGUGGACAUAUGCAGUUGAAAUACCUAACUGACUUACUGUCAGCUUAAUACAUGUACUUUCAAACCUGUCGUUAACACUUUAAGUACCAUGAACAUCUUACAUAGUUCAUUUUUAGUUCCAGCUUGCUUUGAAUAGGCUUUGACUGGGAUAUACUCACUGCAAGAUCGAAAGGUGUAAGACAUAACGCGGGAUGUCCCAGGUACUACAAUUGGGCUAGCCGUAGCACGAUAACUUCAAUGUAACAUUAAGUUUUUUAACACUCCAAAUUUGUGCAUUCACAGUUGACAAGAUUUUUCCAGUCAGUCAUUGGCAGUGACACACAGUCCCGAGUAUUGUACAUGUACACAUGCAAUUUUAAUAUAAGACGUUUUGCUGAUUUUGUGCUCUGAAGUAUGUCCUCAGAAAAGAAAGAGAAUAAAAUAACUUUGUGUACAGAAAUGACACUAACUGCGAUAAAUUCCUGAAAGUAGUUAUAGCUCAAUCUCAUAAACAUGUGAAGCUGAAUGUACGGAGAAUUUAACCAGUUUAUCAAUUAAAACGAAAAUUUGAAAACAAAUCCUGUUUUCCAUUGCAUAUUGCUUCCUCGUUUUCAUUACAACUUCAAGGUAUUUAUUUUAACAAGUCUAUCGACACCGAUGUCGUCUUGGUCUUCAAACUCCUAAACGUUUGUGUGGCUUUGCAUUUAAUUCUGUCGCACUGUCACAACAAAAGAGCAUAUAUUCAUGUAAUUUCUGAAACCAUUUUGCUGGUUAGUUCUGUGACACCAGUUCUUAAAUUUACUCAUAAAAGUAAGUUCAAUUAGUUAUGCAUUGCAGCAGCAUGUAUUGUACACUUUUUCCCGAUUGCAGUUGACCAGUGUACAGAACUUUAAUACUGCAAUAGAAGAUCUUGACCCUUAUACAAAGUCUGUACAUGCAUACUUUUACUAAUUAAUGUUUGGUUUCACUGUUGUAAAGAAAUCCACUAUUAGAAGUUUGAUGACUAUGAAACAACGUACAAGGUUUGCAACUUAUCCGAGUGAAGUUUCAAUAAAUCUUUUCUGAAUUUAAA
Patiria miniata (bat star) is the source of this 2383-nucleotide messenger RNA. RefSeq names its product cytochrome b-c1 complex subunit Rieske, mitochondrial-like (gene uqcrfs1). NCBI's taxonomy places the organism in Eukaryota, Metazoa, Echinodermata, Asteroidea, Valvatida, Asterinidae. Gene Ontology annotation, biological process: mitochondrial electron transport, ubiquinol to cytochrome c. The transcript has 3 exons. Gene Ontology annotation, molecular function: 2 iron, 2 sulfur cluster binding; quinol-cytochrome-c reductase activity. Bases 97 to 915 code for a protein of 272 amino acids. Gene Ontology annotation, cellular component: membrane. The record is from RefSeq and is a predicted model, not a curated record.